AUGGAGAGAUCAACCAAAGCACCAAACACAAGUGUCGCGCACAAUGUGUCAUCAACUUCUGCAAGGAGGCGUGUAGGCGACCUAAGUGACUCAAUGAACCGCAUGAACAUUGAAGAACGCAAAAUAGGGAGUGGCAGCUUUACAUAUAAUUGUGACAAAGUAGUCGGGCAAGGCAGCUUUGGAAAAGUUUACCAAGCUGUAAUCGCAGAAACCGGAGAAACAGUCGCAAUCAAAAAGGUUUUACAAGAUCGGAGAUAUUAUUUUUCAUAUUAAAGCUUAUUUUUCUUUAAAAAUGCUUUUUUUAUAAUAAUUCAGCCUAUUUGAUAUAUAAAAAUCGUGAACUCCAAAUAAUGAAAGAAUUGAAUCACCCAAAUGUUGUUACCCUCCGCCAUGCCUUUUACACCUCAGGGGAAAGACCUGAUGAGCUGUAUUUAAACGUAGUGAUGGACUUUAUUCCAGACACCUUAUACAGAGUCACAAAACAAUAUAGCAGGAUGAGACAGCCUGUGCCUAUUUUAUUAGUGAAAUUAUAUGCUUAUCAGCUGAUGAGAGGUUUGGCUUAUCUUCAUGCAGUAGGUGUCUGCCAUCGUGAUAUCAAGCCUCAGAAUGUGCUGGUGGAUACAAAUACGCAUAAAAUAAAGCUUUGUGAUUUUGGCUCAGCUAAAAAACUGGUACGUGGAGAGCCAAAUGUUAGCUACAUUUGCUCAAGAUAUUAUAGAGCUCCUGAGUUAAUUUUUGGUGCUACUGAUUAUACCCCAGCUAUUGACGUGUGAAGCGCUGGAGCUGUUGUCGCAGAAUUGCUAUUGGGACAGCCUCUCUUUCCGGGAGAAAGCGGAGUCGACCAGCUUGUAGAAAUUAUAAAAAUCCUAGGAACACCUACAAGAGAACAAAUUUAUGAUAUGAACCCAAGUUACACUGAAAAUAAGUUCCCUCAAAUUAGGCAACAUCCUUGAAAUAGAGUUUUUAAAGCAAGGACUCCUCAGGAUAUCAUUGAUUUUAUAGCAAGUUUGUUAGUGUAUUCUCCUCAGAUAAGACCUACAGCUCUGCAAAGCUUGGCUCAUCCUUGUUUUGAUGUACUUAGAGAUCAAGACACUAGGCUUCCUAAUGGAGAAGAGCUGCCUUGCUUAUUCAAUUGGACUCAAGAAGAAUUAAAUGCAGGAAAUCCUGAGCUGUUUAGACAGUUAACUCCAAAUUGGUAUCAUGAGUAA
This is a messenger RNA of Blepharisma stoltei, 1208 nucleotides long. Lineage: Eukaryota; Ciliophora; Heterotrichea; Heterotrichida; Blepharismidae. The record is from the annotation of a GenBank genome assembly.